GAAUGGAAAGAACGGUAUGGACACAAUAGAGAAGAUUCUACUAGGAACAGAAACGUUCAUACUGACCCAAAAGAGUCAAACUUCUCAGAUAUUAAUACCAACCGGUCAGCAACCAAAUAUACCAGAGCUAAUAAUAGGACUGAAAGGGACCGAAUAGAACUUCUCCAAGAUGCAGAACCUUUGGACUUUAAUGCAGAAACGUUCACUGAUGAUCCUCUUGAAUCUGCCUCAGGAAGGUAUCAGCCUGGUGGACAAUAUCUCUCAAUGUCUCGCAGCAGAAUGUUUGAUGAUGUCUAAAGUCUGAAAAAAUGUGCGGAACAACUAACCAAGGUCAACACAUCAGUUCAGUCAUAUGAACAUCUUUGCGCCCUAAUAUUUCCUUUGUACCCUCAUCAGCGAAAAUUGUUAGGGUAACAGAAAAGGCACUGAGAAUUACUUACAUCUUAGUAAUACCAGGGUACUUCAAAAAGCUCGUGGAAAAAUAGAAUUAAAAAAUAAUAUGAGUCUUUCCAUGAAUUUUUGGAAGUACCUUUGUAAUAAUUUAUUGUUCAUUGGAUAGAGUAUCAUAUUAUCUAAUAGGAUUUAUUACAUAUCAUUCCCUGAGCGUCUGCCUUAGGAGUACAGUUACAGUGGAAGGAUUUAAUUCAUGAUAAAAGAUCAGCGUAUGUUGAGAACAUGUAGUUCAGUUUGUUUCAAAUUAGUUUUUUUAGGAGACCUAAAGGACCCAAGGACCUUUAAACAAUAAUUUACAUCAUACUAAAUAAUAUACAGUUUUACUAUUGUGAUUUAUGUUUUUGCCAUUUCUAAAAAAUAUGUUCCACAUGUAUUUCCCAAAGAAAUGUGAGUGAAUAGAGAUCUCAAAUCAUAACCAUAUUCACAAAACUCAUGUCUUAAAACAAGGCUUACUUACCAGACUUAACUGAAUGUAAAAAGCUGUUUUUUCAAAUCUGUGUGCAAAUCAGUGGAGUUUUUUGCAUGUAUAACUAAGAUUAUACUUCAACUAAUAGUAUCAGUGUCUUUAGCAUGUAUACUGUAAUCAGGUGAUGUAUUAUUAUUUCCAUCUUUGUAAUAACUGUAUUUUUUCUCCUUUUAGUAUUUUUUUUUUUAAAAGAUUUUCAUUUCGGAGAGAAAUGCUCACCUUUAUCAUUUAGCAUAUUGAUUUAAGUAUUGAUCAUUCCAUUCCAAAUUCUCUAAUAUAUAAAGGUACCUGUCUAUGUUUUUUGGAAAAAAAAUCUGGUUGUUCAAAGGUAAAAAGUGAGUCCAUUUAUUGUUAUUACUAACACUUAAACUGUAGUUUAUAGAAAAACAACAAACAAUAUUAGAAUGGAAAUGUGUGAUAAUAACUUGUUGGUUAAACAGAGUUAUUAUUUUAAAUUGAUUGUUUUAACCUUUGUGUUUAAGCCAAAUUUAGGUAUUAUAUUUAAAGCACCAGAGUUUGAUUGCAGAGUGAACAUGGUUGAGUGCAACAUGAUUGCAGAGAGUUUUUUAUGUCCCUGAAAUAUUUGCAACUCUUAUAGAAUCUAUGCUACCUUACGUAACCAUACUUGAACUUGCCCAGGACAGUCUCAGUUUAACCCCUAUUAUCAUGUGUAAUCAUUACUAGUGCUCACUUUCACUCUCAGAUAUCCUAGUUUGAAGAUGAAUUAUAUGGUCACCCUAACUAUAUGAUUAUAUGUUUCUUUUGUUAAUCUUUCCCUGAGUCAUAAAUUUAAAAAUUUAAUUUUCCUCUUUAAUUAGUGUUAGCAUGUAAAUUUCUUAAAGACAGUUCUAUGCAGGUACUGAAAGGAAUAGUGCAUCAUCCUAAUUAUCUGAUUUUUUUUUUAUCUUUGAGUUUUUAUGAUCUUUGAGAUUAGAUCCCAUUUAAAAUAAUUAUCAAUGGAUAGAUUUACUCUCAGUUGAAGAACAUAUAGUGCUCAUUUGAGUAUACACACACACAGCCUUUUUAUUGUGAAGUGUGGUCAGAGAGCAAUAGGCCAGCAGCAGAAAUAAUUUAAUACUGUUUGUAAUUUCAUUAUAGAUUAGUUGAAUACCUUGAGCAAAUCAUGAACCUUUCAGUGCCUCAAUUUCUUCAUUUGCAGAAUGAAGAUGAUAUUUGUUAUUUACCUACCAACCUACCUCACAAAGCUAUUGUGAGGGAGUUGAAUUGAUGUGUAUGCACUGGAGUUUAAAAGACAGAACAAGUUAUUAGCUGUGCUAUUUUUCCUAGUGGUACUUAAAGGCAUCGGAUGGGGAAAAUGAACAUUUCUAGAAAGGGGUCUGGUUUCUUAUUGCAGAAAAGCUUACAAGUCCCCAAAGCAAAUACUCUUUGGACUAAUUCAUCAAAAGUCCUGUGAAAAUAGGGUUGUUUUAUUUAGUCUUUGACUUUACUUUGGAAUGCUUUUUUCAUGUAUAGUGUUGUUUCUCAUCAGAUUUUGUCAUGAAACUCAGAUGCUGUUGUAGAUGUUGAAGCAGAAAAGAAGAAAUGAUCCAUUUACUUUUAUAACUAGUUUUUCAAAUGCCUUAUAUAUAUAAAUUGAUAGGCAUGUGUAAGAGAACAUUAUUUCCUUUAUUAUUAAUUUUUUUGUGUAUAUGUUUAUAUGCAUAUAUACACACUUCAAUGUGUGUGUAAGUAUAUACACUUCAGUUAUUAUAUACACACAAUUAUUACACAUACACUUCACAAACAGUAUAGAUCCCUUUAUGACUUCUGGGUUAUUUCCAAAAUAAAUUUUGGUUGUUUCAGUGAUCAAGAGUCUUCAACUUUUUAAGCAGAAUAUGUCUUACAGGAUUUUAUAUACAAUCAUAUAGAAAGGUUACCAUGCUGGGUAAACUCAAGUUCAUGAGACAGUGAUUUAAUCCCUGAAGACUGAGAGUUUAUUGCUGAGGAACUAAGUUUUUUUACAUAAAGCCACUAUAUGUAAAAAACUGUAAAAUGUACAAAAAG
Molecule: messenger RNA, 2923 nt
Organism: Galeopterus variegatus (Sunda flying lemur)
Lineage: Eukaryota; Metazoa; Chordata; Mammalia; Dermoptera; Cynocephalidae
Product: LMBR1 domain-containing protein 2-like
Exons: 3
Source: RefSeq, a predicted model, not a curated record